UCUCGAUUUCCCCUCGUCACCACCAUCAUCAUUCGAGCGUGCGCAAAUGGCUUCGUUCGCUAAGUCAGCAAUGCGCCCCUUGGCUGCUUCGAGCGCCGGUAUGGCUCGUAUGGCCGCUGCUGCUCCUCUUCGCCGCACCGCCGCCCCCGCGCUUGCACGCUCCGUCCACCUCACGGCCGAUUCUGCCUCUACCUCGUCUUCUCCCCCCGAGUCGCACUCCGAGCCCUUCAAGGUCAAGCUGAGCGAGGAGUCGUUCCACGUCUACAAGCACGACAUGCCUCCCCUCGAAAUUGACACGACCAAGGAGCACCUCUUGCACCUUUACGAGGAGAUGGUCAAGAUGAGGAGGAUGGAAAUGGCUGCCGACCAGCUGUACAAGCAGAAGCUGAUUCGCGGCUUCUGUCACUUGGCUAUCGGGCAGGAAGCCGUCGCCGUCGGCAUGGAGUCGGGCAUGAAGCCCACUGACAAGCUCAUCACCGCAUACCGCUGCCACCCCUUCACUGUCCAAAAGGGCGGCUCUAUCAAGGGUGUCAUUGCUGAGCUCUUUGGUCGUCAGGCUGGUGUCUCCAAGGGCAAGGGUGGCUCCAUGCACAUGUUCACCCCAACCUUCUUCGGUGGUAACGGUAUCGUCGGUGCUCAGGUGCCCGUCGGCGCUGGUAUCGCCUUUGCGCAGCAGUACUUGGGCAAGCAGGACGCCGUCUUUGCCAUGUACGGUGAUGGAGCUUCCAACCAGGGUCAGGUCUUUGAGGCGUACAACAUGGCUCAGCUGUGGAAGCUGCCUUGCGUCUUCGUCUGCGAGAACAACAAGUACGGAAUGGGCACAUCGGCGGAGCGCUCGUCGAUGAACACCCAGUACUACACUCGUGGUGAUGUUAUCCCCGGUCUUCAGGUUAACGCUAUGGACGUCCUCGCAGUCCACGCAGCCACCAAGCACGCUUCGGAGUACACCCUUGCAGGCAAUGGCCCCCUCGUCCUCGAGAUGGUCACCUAUAGGUACGGCGGUCACUCCCUUUCCGACCCCGGAACAACCUACCGUACCCGUGAGGAGAUCCAAAAGAUGCGCAGCGGCUCCGACCCCAUCCAGGGGCUCAAGAGCAAGAUCCUGGAGUGGGGCAUUGUCGACGAGCAGGCGCUCAAGGGCAUCGACAAGAGGGCCAAGGAGGAGGUAGACACCGCCGUCGAGGAGGCAAAGCAGAGCCCUGAGCCUGCGGAGAAGGAGCUGUGGACUGACAUUUGGUACCCUGGAUCUGAGCCUGAGUGGAUGAGGGGAAGGGAGAAGGAGGAGAUCCACUACUUCAAGAAGUAAGCCACGCCGUGAGCGUAGGCGGCCAGGAGCGGUGUUCAGACGCAAUGUAGACUUUCCUUCUUUCUCAUGAUCAAAAUCUUCAUCGAUUCGAUUUGUCA
Messenger RNA from Jaminaea rosea, 1404 nucleotides. Its product is annotated as putative PDA1-pyruvate dehydrogenase alpha chain precursor. Gene Ontology annotation, molecular function: pyruvate dehydrogenase (acetyl-transferring) activity. The transcript has 4 exons. NCBI's taxonomy places the organism in Eukaryota, Fungi, Basidiomycota, Exobasidiomycetes, Microstromatales. Gene Ontology annotation, biological process: pyruvate decarboxylation to acetyl-CoA. The record is from RefSeq and is a predicted model, not a curated record. Bases 47 to 1306 code for a protein of 419 amino acids. Gene Ontology annotation, cellular component: intracellular membrane-bounded organelle.